UUGUAGCAGUGAUUUGAACCUCUUGCGUCUGGGCUUUUCUAGGUGGAGCUUGCAUGUUGUGGGUUUCCUCCCAAAAUGUGGUUACCUGGUAGGCGUAUACGUGGUUGUCUAGGUGACCUGUCCAGGCGCGUUGCCGCGCAGCGUGGGGAAAAUAAUCACUCAGAAAUAAGACACGUAAUUGUUUUGUGAGCUCCAGGAUGUGAUCAGCUGACCUGCGCUGCUGCUUUUUGUGGAUUUAGCCAACUGAAUUCAGCAAGAUCAGGGGACCGAGCAGAAAAAAUGUGGGAGGAAAGACUAAAUCCAGGGAACUGAGUCAGCAGCUGCGGCGGUGCCAGCCUGCUGCUCCCCUCAACUUCCGCUGCUCCGUUUCAUCUUCACACACUUCCAUAGUUAACAAUGGACCUGAACUGAACCUGAACAAUAAAAGGCGGCUUUGCUUGACGACGAAUAAAGGCAGAAGAGAGAAAGAAAGAGGACCGAGCGGACCAUCCGGAGACUCCGAGCCGCUGUUUCCCUUGAAGCUUCAUGUCCGUCCGAGUUUCAGCCAUGAGCGUCCUCCCCCCGGUUCGAAGGGACCGAGUUAUCGCUCAGCUCCCUCAGUGUUUCCGAAAAGAGGCGGCCAUCCACACUAAAAGUGAUUUCAACAAUAAAGUAAAGACCGCCUGCCAGGAGCAGCGGACCGGCACUGUGGGCAGAUUUAAAAUAUCCAAGGUCAUCGUUGUGGGUGAUCUGGCUGUGGGGAAAACCUGUCUGAUUAAUAGGUUUUGUAAGGACACCUUUGACAAGAACUACAAGGCAACGAUCGGUGUUGACUUUGAGAUGGAGCGCUUCGAGGUGCUGGGUGUUCCUUUCAGCCUGCAGCUGUGGGACACUGCGGGCCAAGAGAGGUUCAAGUGCAUUGCUUCUACAUAUUACAGAGGAGCCCAGGUUGUGAUUAUCGUGUUUGAUGUAAAUGAUAUCGCCUCUCUGGGCCACACAAGGCAGUGGCUCGAAGACGCUUUGAAAGAGAACGACCCCACUGGUGUUCAGCUGUUCCUCGUAGGCACAAAGAAGGACCUCAGCUCACCUGCUCAGUAUUCUCAGAUUGAACAAGAUGCCCUCAGACUAGCCAAUGAGAUCCAAGCCGAGUACUGGGCCGUGUCAUCGCUGACAGGGGAAAACGUGAGAGAAUUUUUCUUUCGAGUUGCAUCGUUAGCGUUUGAGACCAACGUUCUUGCCGAGCUGGAGAAAAGUGGAUCGAGGCAGAUUGGAGAUGUUGUCAGGAUUAACAGCAAUUCAAACAAUCUGUACGCUGCGUCAAAGAAGAAACAGUCCAACUGCUGUCAGUGAGGAUAGAAACGGGAGGUUAAAGUCAAAGAUACGGACUGGAAAUGAGGAGUUUUCAAAGUGGAAAAUGACCGUGG
Archocentrus centrarchus (flier cichlid) is the source of this 1403-nucleotide messenger RNA. It is a transcript of the gene rab34a, whose product is annotated as RAB34, member RAS oncogene family a. Gene Ontology annotation, molecular function: GTP binding; GTPase activity. The transcript is spliced from 12 exons. Bases 526 to 1329 code for a protein of 267 amino acids. Lineage: Eukaryota; Metazoa; Chordata; Actinopteri; Cichliformes; Cichlidae. The record is from RefSeq and is a predicted model, not a curated record.